CCAGCCGAGCCGGGGGGGCAGCAGCGACCGCGUCCCGGGCGCGGCACCGCCCGCCCAUCCACCCACCCACCCAUCCAUCCAUCCGUCCAUCCACCCUUCCGCCUCUGCCUCCGGAGCAGCCGGUGCGCAGCGUGCGGUGCAGCCGCCCGGCUUCGGCUCCGCUGGGGCAGCGGGGAGCCUGCCCGCCCGUCUCGCCGCGGGGGGAGGAUGCGUGUGCGGGGCUUGCGACCUGGGAUCGCGUCGGUGCUCGGAUCCCUCCUCCUCCUCCUCCUCCUCCUCUCCUCCUCCCUCCCGCUCCCCGCCUGGCAGCGAGGGGCCGGGGAAGUUGCGCUUACACGUGAGAUGGCUUCGCAGCGGGGAUCGCUUUGAGAAAGAGGUCUCCCCCUCCCUCGCCUCCCCCCGUCGCCGUGGCCUCCGAACAGUAAGUGGCAGGAAGGAAGUAAAGUUGCAAACAACCUGCAGCGGCAGGAACUUUCUGAGCUGCUCCAGCUGCAUGUGUUCAAGGUGCCUUUGAUGUGCGUGCAGCAGCUUCUGGAAAGUGGACUGCAGCUUUCCCACUCGUCACCCCUCCCUCUCCCCCACCCUUCCCAACCUCCCCUCCCACCACCGCCACUUCAGCCCACACACGCAAUUUGUUUGAGAAGGGGGAAAAAAAAAAAAAGAAAGAAAAAAAAAAGUGGUGAGAUGAACAAGAAGUGGUGAAUUACCCAAGCGACUUUCCUCAAAGAGCGAGCGAGCCGGGAAGAGGAGCUGCGGCGAGCCCCGCACAGCCCGCCCGGCGCACCGGAGCUGCCCGGGAGGGACCCGCCGGGCACCCACCGGGGACCGUGGGGGCUGCGUGGUUGGCGGAGUGUGAAUGCGUCUCCGCAGCGAGAUGCAAAAAGCCUUAUCUGCUUGCAUUUGACGUGCGAUGCCGGCUCCUCAGUAGAAUGCAAACCCUUGCACAGGAUGAAAACAGGUCAUUCUUCCAGAAUGCCAGAGGAAAGUUCGCCAAAGCGGAGUCCUCAAAACAUCCCAUAUAAGGACCUGCCCCAUAUCAUCAAUGCUGAUGGGCAGUAUCUCUUCUGCAGGUAUUGGAAGCCAGCAGCAACUCCCAGGGCCCUCGUGUUUAUCGCUCAUGGCGCUGGGGAACACUGCGGUCGCUAUGAUGACUUGGCCCAGAGGCUGACAGGACUUAACUUGUUUGUUUUUGCCCAUGACCAUGUUGGUCAUGGGCAGAGCGAGGGUGAUCGUAUGGUUGUCUCGGAUUUCCACGUCUUCAUCAGGGACAGCUUGCAGCAUAUUGAUCUCAUGAAGAAAGAGCACCCUGAGCUGCCCAUUCUCAUUCUGGGGCACUCCAUGGGGGGAGCCAUCUCCAUCCUGACAGCUAGUGAGAGACCCAGCGAGUUUUCAGGCAUGCUGUUAAUCUCUCCUUUAGUGGUAGCCAGCCCAGAAGUUGCCACUCCCAUCAAGGUUUUUGCAGCAAAAGUGCUCAACUUUGUUCUCCCAAACCUGUCACUGGGAUCAAUAGAUCCAAAUGCAAUUUCCCGGAACAAGAAGGAGAUGGAAUCUUACACAUCCGAUCCCUUGGUGUACCACGGUGGCAUGAAGGUCUCCUUUGUCAUCCAGCUGAUGAAUGCCAUUGCCAGAAUUGAGCGAGCUCUGCCCAAGCUGACUUUGCCCAUCCUGGUGCUACACGGCUCUUCCGACAAGCUGUGCGAUAUCAAAGGGUCCUAUUUACUGAUGGAUACAGUGCAGAGUCAGGACAAAACGCUCAAGGUGUAUGAGGAAGCCUAUCAUGCUCUCCACAAAGAGCUGCCCGAGGUCUCUACCUCUGUCUUCACAGAAAUACUGACGUGGAUUGGCCAGAAGGUCUCAGCAGCUGGGGAAACCAGCCAUACUUAAGAGCAAUUCUUUUUGCAGCUCUUACUGGGGUUUUCUGGGAAUCGAUGCUUUUCUUAACAGAAGUCUCUCUGAAAAAGAUCUAACGUGGAGGGACUCUUGGGAUAUUUUAUCAUGCACAGCAAAAGGGAGGGUGGGGGGAGAGGCACAGGGUGGGGCAUUAUUUGCUGAUGUAAAUGUCCAUUGCCCUAAUCUGGGGAAGAAUUGAUAGCUGUGGGAGCAGCUGUCAAAGCUUUCCAGGUCGGGCGAUUGUACUGACAUGUCCCUCACCCACCCAACUUCCUCCAUCACUUCCCCUUCUCUGCUUUCGCUGGGGUGACAGGGGUGUAUUUAUAUUGCAAUAAUUUUUGGUAUGUUAAAGAAGUCAGUAUCUUCCACUUCAUGGUUUUGAUUCCAGGUGCAUACAGAACCUUCCCUGACCCCACCAUCCAGUACCUUAAAAGCCCUGGUCCUUGAGAGGAGAGCAGUAACGAAGGUGCUGGGUAACAAGGAGAGGCUAAAACUGGAGCUGACAGCUCCCUGAAAGUGAAAGGCUGAUUUUCAAGGACCCCUUUGGAAACUGCCUUUAUAAGCAGGCCAGGCUGGGGGGAGCAUAAAGAGAGCCUCCCCUGGCACCCUGCAUGUCUUCUGCGAGUUUGCACUCGGGCAAAGGGUGUUGUACGGCUCUUUAAUUUUCAUUGUCAGAGCAGGGUCCCAGAGGGGAGAGGAGGAAUGUGGAAUCAAACGCACUUAGCAUGUUCAAACCCCAUGCUUUUCCCAAUGCCACGCCCAUCUCCUCUGCAAGAUGAACUAUUCUGUAAAUAUUCAAAAUAUUCCUAGGGGCUGCUUUUUUCCUUCCUUCCUUUUUCUUUUUUUUUCUUUUUUUUGGAAUUAAUCACUUGCGCUACUGAAACUGAAAAAGCAAAGUCAAAGUUAUAAGAGAAUAUAGUAAUAUAAUAUAUGAUGUAUAUAGAAGUGGCUGGGAGCUAGGGAAGAGACGGGAGGAAAGUCUAAAGAAGGGGUUAAUUGUUCCUUCUCUUGGCAAGGAACAAUGUUGUCCUACCGGGAUCCAGUCCUCUCACCAUAACUUUACAGUCAUAAUCUGUUGUUUUCCUUCAUCAGUUGGAAAAUGUCCUGAAAAUAAUGCUAGAGAGAAGCGCAGAGCAUCUGGUGGGUGGGAAUUAGCAGUGGGUGUCCUCAUGGUCCACCGGUUUAGCAGGAGACCCACAGCAUGAACAGAGAUCCCGUCCAAGCUCAUCCCAAUCUCCUCCUAAUCAGCACGGCCGCCUCUGGGGCAGAUCACAGAGCGCAGGGGCCGAGCUCACCCCUUUAAGCAACGUGGGGAGCUGAAGGCAGAGUACAGGGUGCAGUCGUCCAUCCAACAUCUGCCUUGCUGCACUGGGGCAUCCAGGGGCACUGGUGGACCAGCUGAUGUGGAGGAGCUUGUGAGCUGGUCCAGUGGUGCAGACAAGGCAAAGCCUAGAGCUGCGUCUGGGGCUCUGGUAGCAGCAGAGCUAAAGGAAAGGCUUAAGACCCGGUUGUGGAGCAGAGGCAUUGUAUCGAUACAGCAAAAGCUGUGUAACGAUCACAGCAUGGCUGCGCAGCUCAGUUUGUCCAGAGCGAUGGCCCUAGUUAUGAAUACACUUCUUGGCACUAGCCAAAGGGAACGGGUUUAACCUGCGCCUAUCCCUCCAAUUUUGCAAGAAGAAAACACCUGCAAAUGUUGCACUAUGAGAGAGGGGGGCAUCGCCCCCAGUGACAAACCAGCCCCCUUGCUGCCUGCCCUGGCAGCAGUGGGAACCGUCCCUACACCUUGUGCCGCUGCCCCCAGGACUGGAUCCCGCCUGCGACAGCCGCGGGGGUCACCCACCUCUCCUCCCCUUGAAGCCAGUGCUGGCAAGAUUCAGGAAAGGGACCUUUGUGCAAUAACAGUCAGAAUCAGGGCUCGGUCCCAUUCGGUCCCAGCAGCGUGGAUGGAGGAAGGACGUGUGGAUGCAGGUUACGUCCCUGUAGUGGCCCUAAGGGGCCCAAGACAGGAAAGCUCUUUUAUACAGGUUGAUCCAGGCACUUUCAUACUUGUAUUUUUUUUCCUCUAAAGAGAGGAACGAGCUGUAGUUCUCCCAGCAACACCAGCUUUUGAUUCAUUAUUCCAGUGCAAUCAGCUGUUCCCACAAGCCCCUACAAAACCUCUGGCGGCACUUGCUUUGGGAAGGAGGCGAUGUGCAGGUCGCCUGCUCCGUAUCUUUCGGCAGCCUGGCUUGUCGCAACCUCUGUUCCCCGAGCAAGACCCCUCCUUGCAGAUGCUGCUGGGGCAAGACAGCAAAAAGAUAAAUACUACGGAGGUGUGUCCUGGAUUUCGGCUGGGGUAGAGUUAAUUUUCACAGGAAGCUGGGAGGGGACACAGCCAGGACAGCUGACCCAAACUAGCCAAAGGGACAUUCCAUACCAUAUGACGUCAUGCUCAGUAUAGAAAGGGGGGAGCUGGCCGGGGAGGGGUCGCUGCUCACACGGUGAUAAACCUCACCUGCUGCUUCAGCUGGAAGGGGAAUCAAGUAGGCGUGAUCCAGUGGUGACAGACAUUGCGGGGGUAGUAGAAAGAUGAUGAUUUAAGGAUGGGAUUUUUGAAAGCACUUUUCACGAGGAAGUCAGGAGGAACAAAUCAAUGCCCACAUUCUUUACAUCCCUUCCCAAACUGACAAGCACUUUGCGGGGGGGAGGGAAGUGGCCCUCCAGCAGGAAGGUCAGAGCCCCUCUGCUCCCUUCAACCUGGCUUCGGGCAGAGGAAGGUCCAUGGUCAGUGCCUUUGAUAAAAUGUGUCCUUUCACUCAAGAAACAUCUGCGGCUCAGCAGAAAUACAAGGACACCAAUUACGUUGAUCUGGGGAAGGCUCAUCCCUCUGCCUAGCUAAGCUCAGCAAUGGCAUGUGGCCUGGGGAAGCUGUGUUUGAAAAUCAGGUUAACAAAAAGUUGAAAGAACAACAACAACAAAGCCAAAUAAGCCCCAAGCCCCUGGCACAGCAGGGGUUACUGCCACCCUCAGCCAGUUUUCUGAAGAAUUAUCUUCUGAGGAAAUUAACACAAGGAAACCUCCCCCAAAAAAAGCCCCGAGGCUCAGCAUCGUGCCCCAGCGGCAGCGCACACCUCCGGGCGGGCUGCUGAGCGGGAGGAGCAGCCCUUUCACAGUGGGGAGAUGAGUGCGGAGGGAAGGAGCCAGGAGCAAACCAGCCUGGGUCAGCUGAGAUGCUGGUUUGCACCAGCUGCGGCUCAGCCUGCGCAUUUCAGCUCUUACUGCUGUUGCUGAUCCCUUACCCUGCCUGUAAGCUACUUUAUAUUGACCCAGUUAGGUUUCGCCAUGCCCAGGAGGAAUUCUUCCUUCGCUGACCGGAUUAGUAAUGAGCAGAGCUGCUGCCAAGGGAAACGUAAUUAAACUCUAUUUUGAAAUGGCAGGUACCAUUUGCAGGGAGCACAGCCGGCCUUACGAAUGUUGCUGUGUGGAGCCGCACCAGAGACUGGUCUGCCUCUGCGAAUAGGUGGCACUCGUGACUGAGCAAUAGCAACGUGUAACUACUGUAUAUAUCACCACCUGUAGCACUGAGAGACCAUUCCCCACUGCCUAACCCAUCACAUCUUCUAGUUAGCCUGUUCUUUUUAUACCACUCACCUUGGUACACUGCCAGCACAAACCCAUUGAGGUCAUACUUACUUUUCCAAGUAAUUUCUGAGCUUGUCUCUCUUGUUCCGUUGUGUUCCAGUUCAAUAAAAUACAUUUAUAUAUAUAGACAAAUAUAAAAACAUAUAUACACACACAUGUAUUUUCAGUGGGAAAAACCAUAUACAAGUCUAGGAUUCUUAAAGGAAUACAAUGUAUAUUGCAACUAAUAAUAAAGUUAUGUUUUCUGAA
Molecule: messenger RNA, 5760 nt
Organism: Grus americana (Whooping crane)
Lineage: Eukaryota; Metazoa; Chordata; Aves; Gruiformes; Gruidae
Gene: MGLL
Product: monoglyceride lipase
Exons: 8
Coding region: 949-1884 (311 amino acids)
Cellular component (GO): membrane
Molecular function (GO): lipase activity
Source: RefSeq, a predicted model, not a curated record